CCAAUUAUAAUUUUCUUAAAACUUGCUUUGGUUUCUUCUUCUGAACAGCCGUGGAGAACCCGCAUUGCGCGUUCCUGCGGCUAGUAUACCUUUGGCCUCCAUUGGAUUUAAUUUGCCAUUGCCAUUGCUGUUGGUAUUGGGUGAAUCAAAUCCGCUGGGACUAUCUUGUUCUCCGCAUCUCCGCCUUGUUAAUGACAAAUCUAUUACCAGAUUCCCACUCUGCUGUUGAGAAGAAGAAACCAAAGCAAGUUUGCAGCACUGCUUUUCUACAUCUGAAAUGCCUCGACGUCCCUCUGAUUUCCACUAGUACAGGUUCUUCCUCCCACUUCAUCCCUCUCUCUCCCCACACCGCUUGCACCAUCGGCCGCGACCGCCGCUUCUGCCACUUCCUGUUCGACGACCCUCGAGUCAGUAGGCGCCACUGCCAGCUUUCCUUCCACGCCGCGCUCCGCAAGAUUUUUAUUUCCGACGGCUUCGCUUUCUUCUCCCCUACUCCUGAUUCCGUUAUCAACAAUGAACCGAAGGUUGAGCACCCUCCUUCCUGUUCUCGGGUCAGGGUUAGGGCCCACUCCUUAAAUGGUGUUUUUGUCAAUGGGGUUAGGGUUGGAAGAGAUACCGUCGCCGGCUUAUCUGAUGGAGACGAGGUUCUGCUUGUUUGUGCUGGAAAUGAUGGUGUUUGCAGUCUCGGGAUUCGCAUCGGUUUUGUUGUCCAGAGGGUUGUUUAUACGGACGAUGUUCCCGUUGUUGGCAACGUCAUUUCCGAUAGCAAGUCCAGUUCUGCAUCCUUGAAUUCUUUGGGUAGGGGAAACGCUCUUCAGUCCGACGGUGGCAAUCGGAAUAAGAACCGCCCACACUCUUGUUCCCCACCCGGGAAGAAAUUCUAUCUGAAUCGCCUUGAGUCUAUGGUUCAUGGUUCUUUCGGCCCUCACACUGUUGUUUCCUUGCCAGAGCUUCUUCAUCCUGUUGAAGGCCUUUUGCGAAUAUUUAGUGCAACAUUUACAUGCGAUGUUUUAUGGUUCCUAUCACACUGUGAGAUUCCCCGCCAUUUGCCUGUGACAAUUGCAUGUCAUAAUUCUGAGAGAUGUUGGAGUUCCAGCCCUGAUAAAAGAUCAGCAGUGCCUUACCCAGAUUUUCCGAACCUAGUUGUUGUGUAUCCUCCAUUCCCCGAGGUCAUUGCCUUCGGUAAUGACCGCACAAAACAAGGCAUUGCUUGCCAUCAUCCAAAAUUUAUUGUUUUGCAAAGACAAGAUAGUAUUCGUGUCAUCAUUACUUCUGCAAAUUUAGUGGCAAAGCAGUGGAACUGUGUGACCAAUACCAUCUGGUGGCAAGAUUUUCCUUGCAGAACUGCACCUGAUUAUUGUUCUCUUUUUACCCAAAUCUCAGAUAUUGUUAUAAAUCAAAAUUCAAAAUCUGAUUUUGCUGCUCAGCUGGCUGGUUUUAUGGCAUCUCUUGUUAUUGAUGUACCUAGUGAAGCCUACUGGAUCACAGAGUUAGCGAAGUAUGACUUUGGCGGUGCAAUUGGACAUUUGGUGGCUUCAAUACCAGGAGUGCAUGCCUACAGAAAUCCAUACAUACCAAAAUCUAUGCAUGUAGCUCAGGCUAAUCAGUGUGAACCAUGGUCAUUUGUCGAAAAGUUUCUUGGUUCUAUUGAAGCUUCUGUAGUUGGUUUAAGCCACCUUUUUCACGCUGCAGCUGAUUCGAAUGGUGCACGAUUAAAGAAAUUGGCUGCUUUCUUUAGGAACUGUUGCAAACAUGUGCGUGGUUUGUCAAAGAUUGUUCUAAAAAGAAAUGCAAACAUACCUGCUGAUGCAAAUGCUGUGAGUGUUCUGGUUCCUGACCGAGAAGAGUUAUCUCAAAGCGAUUGUAUUCAACUUGGGUUUCUACCUAGGAAUAUCGCAAAGUGGGUUGCUCCUUUGUGGGACAUUGGCUUCUUCAAAUUCUCUGGAUAUGUUCAUCCUGAUGAAGUACUUGCAGCUGCUUUACAAGGAACCAACAGAAAAGUACAACUGAUACUAUAUGUGUCACAGGGGCCUAGUUUUUUAAAUAUAUCAGGUAUGUUGCAACCUGAGCAUGUAUCAGCAAUAUGCUCACUUGUUGCAUCAAUUCAGAGGUGUUCAGGUCUCUGGCGACUACAAGAGGUAUUGAGCCGAUACAAGUGGCCUGAUUUACAAGAAACUGAUUUCCUUUAUGGUUCAUCCUCAAUUGGUUCAUCUGUAAAUGCCCAAUUUUUGGCUGCAUUUUCAGCUGCUGCUGGGAAAAGAUCGUUGCCAUUUUCUGAGUCUGAAGAGUCUGACCCACAGUGGGGAUGCUGGAAUGCCAGUCAAGAAUCAAGAAGCCCAUCCAUCAAAAUCAUUUUUCCAACCAUUGAACGAGUGAAGCAUGCAAGUUGUGGGGUUCCGCCUUCACGACACAUCCUUUGUUUCUCAGAGAAAACGUGGCAAAGGUUACGAACCACUGGCAUACUUCACGAUGCAAUUCCUCACCCAAAUGAUAGAGAAGGGUAUCCAAUGCAUGUCAAGGUGGCACGGAGGCGCUUCCAGUGCGAUGCUAAUGAUGCCAAUGCCAUUGCAUUUUCCUAUGGAUGGGUGUAUUGUGGGUCCCAUAACUUCAGUGCAGCUGCUUGGGGGUGCCCUUUUCCGAUUUCGAAUUCAAAUGUCGCUGGCCUAGUGGACGGAGCAGCUGAUACUGAGACGGGUUCCAAGCUUCGAAUUUGCAACUAUGAACUAGGGAUAAUUUUCAUUGUUCCUCCUCCAGCUGAUACGCGUACUGAUACAGUUGGGAAAAGCACAAGCAACUUGGAUGAUAUUAUUUUGCCAUUUGUUGUACCUGCCCCAAAAUAUCAGUCGACAGAUACACCGGCAACAUUUCAGGCCAUGAGGAGGGAAUUAGUGGGGUGUAAUUGUGAAGCAGAUGGAGGUAAGCCGCCGGCAAUUAGUACUACUGAAGAAAUGGAAGAGGCGGAGAUCCUGGAUGAAGAGGAAGUACUAAAUGAAAUUGAUCACGCCCUCAUAAACGAUGAAGAGAAGGCUUAUGCUGAUGUACUCUGGAGUAUGGUACGCUGAUUGAUUUGGGUGCUACUACACUUGAUUUAGGAGUUCCAUUUUUUUUAUUUUUUAUUUUUUAUUAUUAUUUUUAUUUUUUAUAGAAAAUUUAAAUAUAUGGAAAUAUUUGUAAAAAUGUGUUAAAAGUGAAACUGAAUAAUGAGAAUUCAGUUUCACUUUAACCCUUACAAGGUCAAGGCAUGGUCGCAUUACUAACACUCUAAAACCUAGUUUUGAAAAACUAGCCUGAAAUUGAGAUUCGGUAACUUGGUUUUGAAACCAAGUUUUGAUAA
Molecule: messenger RNA, 3334 nt
Organism: Malania oleifera
Lineage: Eukaryota; Viridiplantae; Streptophyta; Magnoliopsida; Santalales; Ximeniaceae
Exons: 12
Coding region: 192-3062 (956 amino acids)
Biological process (GO): DNA repair
Cellular component (GO): nucleus
Molecular function (GO): hydrolase activity, acting on acid anhydrides, in phosphorus-containing anhydrides; protein binding; zinc ion binding
Source: RefSeq, a predicted model, not a curated record